CGCAUUGGAGACCAGCUGGAGCUCAAACACGCUAUGAUGUGACCGGACAAUCCAGCUCAUUUAUUUAGAAUUGGAAGGUUUGACAUUUCCCACGAGACCAAAGAUCCUACAAGCAUCGUUGAAGAAAAGCCAGCAUAAUCUCAGCAACAGCCUUUGCUCAACAAGCUCCGAAAAUGGCGGCCCAACAUUCCCCCGAAGAGAUCAAAAAGGCUCACGAGAUCCUCUACGCCGAAGGCAUCCGGAUCCGAGAACAAGUCGCCGGCAAAGCCUUUGUAGAGAAAUCCCUCAACAACGCAAAAGGCAAUCCCUUCGCAACCGCUUUACAGGAGUAUGUCACCGAAGGCGCCUGGGGUUCCGUGUGGACGCGGCCGGGGCUGGAGCUCAAAGUGCGAUCGUUCCUGGUGAUUGCUAUGCUCGCCUGCCAGAACCGCGGCACAGAGUUGGCGACGCAUGUCAAAGGUGGAUUGAACAAUGGUGCUACGCAGGAGGAGAUCCGGGAGGUUUUGCUGCAGGCUGCGGCUUACAAUGGGGCGCCGACGGCUGUCGAGGGAUUCCGCGUGGCUUGGAAGGCGAUCGAGGAGUGGAAUGAAGAGCAGAAGGCCAAGGCGAACUGAUUGUGAUUCGAAUAUCGCAAGGUUCACGGAUGUCUCUCUCUUCGGCAUGCAAGGGUUUUGAGCAUACCUAGAAGUGGUCGUGGUAAUACAAGCUCAAAUCAACAGGCGUCUAAAAUACGAUGGGUAAACGAUUAGCAAUACAUCCAUUUCGUCUCAUUGAACCUGACC
Molecule: messenger RNA, 782 nt
Organism: Dissoconium aciculare CBS 342.82
Lineage: Eukaryota; Fungi; Ascomycota; Dothideomycetes; Mycosphaerellales; Dissoconiaceae
Product: protocatechuate 3,4-dioxygenase, P3,4O
Exons: 3
Coding region: 174-614 (146 amino acids)
Molecular function (GO): peroxiredoxin activity
Source: RefSeq, a predicted model, not a curated record